AUAUCUAUUUAUUGAUGUGCACACUAUGCGUUUGAAUAUUAAGUAAUAAAUUGCCAGUAUAUAGACAGUGUAGGAUAGUAUUGUGAUACAAAUCAUCUUAAAUAUGUGUUAUACUGCCAUAAAUGUGGGUUCAAAUUGAAAAAAAAUAAUAAUAGUAGCCAUUGAAUCAGAUUUCACUAUCAUGUGAACUAUCAACUAUGAACUACUAUCUAUAAUGUACAUACUAACACUCUCGCGUGUAAAAUUUUUAUUCGGAUUCGGUAUAGCUUGCCUACUGGUGCAGCUAUUAUUUGUCUGUUACUACAACGAAACAACACGUCCCUUCUACAAUUUAUUCACUAGUAUAGUAAACUACAAUCUAUCUACUAGUAUAGUAAAAUACAAUGUUCCACCAACCAGCCCUGGGCCAAACCCUCGCCUCAACCUUUCUAGUAUUCUGGAUAUGGUUGAUCAUAAAAUUCAAGAUAAUGAAAUAAAAGUCAAUCAUCUCUUGUUGUGUCCAGAAAUACCACCAGCGUUAAAUGAAACAGUGUCUUUGAUUACACCAGCUCGGGAGAAGUUGGAAGAAGUGGCGCAACAGUUAGCAUGGCUGAGACUUUUUGAAGGAGGUCACCAAAUGCCUUUUGACUGCCAAGCUAGGAACAAAAUUGCGAUCAUAGUGCCUUAUAGAGACCGACUAUCAAACCUCUGUUGGUUACUUUUAAAUUUACAUCCGUUUUUAACGAAACAACAGUUGGAUUAUACUAUUUUUGUUGUAGAACAGUUCAAUGAGUCUUUAAUUGAACAAGACGGUGAACUAUUUAACCGGGGCAUGUUAAUGAACGUUGGGUUUACUGAAGCAUUAAAGUUAAACGAUUUUGACUGUUUCUUUUUCCACGAUGUGGACCUAAUACCACUGAAUUACAGAAACAUAUACAACUGUCCGGAUCAACCAAGACAUAUGGCAGUAGCUGUUGAUAAAUGGCGUUACAGUCUGCCGUACAAAGAAUACUUUGGUGGAGUUUUGGCCAUGAGUCAAGCGCAUUUCAAGCUGAUCAAUGGAUUCAGUAACAUGUACUGGGGAUGGGGUGCCGAAGACGAUGACUUGAGAAAUCGGGUCAUUGCUAAAAAACUCAAAAUCAUCAGAUACCCUCCGGACGUGGCACGUUACCAUUCGUGUUCACACAGAGUUCAAACGGCCAACCCUAAAAGGCGAGAGCUGCUUUUAAAAAGCUUCCUAAGAAUCGAAACAGACGGACUUAGCAGCCUCAAGUACAAGUUAAUUGCACUGAAGAAAUUUCAGAUGUUCACUUACUUACUGGUGGACCUAUCUAGUAAUCCCAUUUGAAGGACAAUAAUGAUGUGGUGCUAAUCAGC
This is a messenger RNA of Myzus persicae (green peach aphid), 1356 nucleotides long. RefSeq names its product beta-1,4-N-acetylgalactosaminyltransferase bre-4-like. NCBI's taxonomy places the organism in Eukaryota, Metazoa, Arthropoda, Insecta, Hemiptera, Aphididae. The record is from RefSeq and is a predicted model, not a curated record. Gene Ontology annotation, biological process: glycosphingolipid biosynthetic process; carbohydrate metabolic process. The transcript has 7 exons. Gene Ontology annotation, molecular function: N-acetyl-beta-glucosaminyl-derivative 4-beta-N-acetylgalactosaminyltransferase activity. The coding region runs from base 215 to 1327 and encodes 370 amino acids.